GUAAGAGACACCGGAUUAAGUCAAAUUCAAAUGUUCCAUGUGUCCCGAAAGACUUGUUGAUGAUGUCAGAAUUAGUUCUUCCACAGUUCAUCUUUAGUCUUAUUCAACACUUGAGAGAGGGGUAUAAUGAGCCUGCUCUUGAUCUGCCAUCAGAGAAAGACCUUCACAAAAUCCUCCAGGUUUUGGAGCCUCAUGUUUCCUUUCUAGAAGACUUGACCAAAAUGGGAGGAGCAAUGCGAUCAGUUCUUACCCAGGUUUUGACUAGCCAACAGUUCUACAAAGAUCUUAGCUCUGGUGUUGGAGAGAAUGCCUGUGCAAAGAAAAGUCAUGAAAAGUACCUCAUUGCUUUGAAAGGCUCUGGACUGGCAUUUCCGGAAGAUAAAAUUGCGUGUGGUAUACAGGAACAAGGAGCUGGAACUAGCACAUUAGCAGUUCAAGGUUUAGCAGGUGCUACGGCAGCAUCAGGACAAGGGGAUUCUUCAGAUGAGGAGGACCAGGAUGGUAGCCAAGGUGUGGGCAAGCGCAAGAGGGUGAAACUAAGCAGCACCACCAAAGAUCAAUCUAUCAUGGAUGUUUUGAAGCAUAAGUGUUUUCUAGAAGAAUUAUUAUUUUGGACAAUAAAAUACGAGUUUCCACAGAAGAUGGUGACUUUCUUACUCAACAUGCUGCCAGAUCAAGAUUAUAAGAUUGCUUUUACAAAAACUUUUGUUCAGCAUUAUGCUUUUAUUAUGAAAACACUGAAGAAAAGCCAUGAAUCGGACACAAUGUCCAAUAGAAUUGUGCAUAUUAGUGUUCAGUUGUUCAGCAAUGAAGAACUAGCACGCCAAGUAACAGAAGAAUGUCAGCUACUGGACAUUAUGGUCACUGUUCUAUUAUAUAUGAUGGAAAGUUGCCUUAUUAAAAGUGAAUUGCAAGAUGAAGAAAAUAGUUUACAUGUUGUGGUGAAUUGUGGAGAAGCACUACUGAAGAAUAAUACUUACUGGCCCCUGGUUAGUGAUUUUAUAAACAUACUUUCACACCAAAGUGUGGCAAAGAAAUUUUUGGAAGAUCAUGGUCUUUUGGUAACAUGGAUGAAUUUUGUAUCAUUCUUUCAAGGUAUGAAUUUAAAUAAACGAGAAUUAAAUGAGCAUGUGGAGUUUGAAUCGCAGACAUACUAUGCUGCCUUUGCUGCUGAGCUGGAAGCCUGUGCCCAGCCAAUGUGGGGUCUUCUGUCACACUGCAAAAUUAGGGAAACACAGGAAUACACACGAAAUGUUGUCAGAUACUGCCUUGAAGCACUUCAGGACUGGUUUGAUGCUAUCAACUUUGUAGAUGAGCCAGCUCCCAACCAAGUUACUUUUCAUUUGCCACUGCACCGUUACUUUGCCAUGUUUUUAAGUAAGGCUGUCAAAUGCCAAGAGCUAGAUCUGGAUACUAUCUUGCCAGAUCAGGAGAUGCUGAUGAAACUAAUGAUUCACCCACUUCAAAUUCAGGCAAGUCUUUCUGAAAUUCACAGCAACAUGUGGGUUAGAAAUGGUCUACAAAUUAAAGGACAGGCCAUGACUUAUGUGCAGUCUCAUUUCUGCAAUUCAAUGAUUGAUCCUGACAUUUAUCUGCUGCAAGUCUGUGCCUCUAGGCUAGACCCAGAUUAUUUUAUUUCAUCCGUUUUUGAAAGGUUUAAGGUGGUAGAUCUGUUAACGAUGGCAUCACAGCAUCAAAAUACAGUUCUUGAUUCAGAGCAUGAAAGGUCCAUGUUGGAAGGAGCCUUAACUUUUUUGGUCCUUCUGUUAAGUCUUCGUUUACAUUUAGGAAUGACAGAUGAUGAGAUUCUCAGAGCAGAGAUGGUAGCCCAACUCUGUAUGAAUGACAGGACACACAGUUCAUUAUUGGAUCUCAUUCCAGAAAACCCCAAUCCUAAAAGUGGUAUUAUUCCAGGAAGCUUAAGCUUUGAAUCGGUCUUGUCAGCAGUUGCUGAUUUUAAAGCUCCUGUUUUUGAACCUGGAGGUUCCAUGCAACAAGGAAUGUAUACACCUAAAGCUGAAGUUUGGGAUAAGGAAUUUGACCCUGUCAUGGUAAUACUUCGAACAGUUUACCGUAGAGAUGUGCAGUCUGCAAUGGACAGAUACACAGCAUUUUUAAAGCAAAGUGGUAAAUUCCCUGGGAACCCAUGGCCUCCUUACAAGAAGAGAACACCACUCCACCCAAGUUACAAAGGUCUCAUAAAGCUUUUACACUGUAAAACCCUGCACAUUGUGCUGUUCACACUUCUUUACAAGAUAUUAAUGGAUCAUCAGAAUUUAUCAGAACACGUGCUUUGCAUGGUUUUGUAUUUGAUUGAGCUAGGGUUGGAAAAUUCUUCAGAACAAGAGUCAGAUGAAGAGGAGUCUGUAGGUGGACAAGAGCGUUGCCAUGAUAGUUGGUUUCCAGGUAGUAACUUGGUUUCUAACAUGCGUCACUUCAUUAACUAUGUCCGAGUAAGAGUACCAGAAACUGCUCCAGAGGUGAAGAGGGAACCACCUGCAAGUACGAGUUCUGAUGGUUUACCUUCAUCACAAAGUUCAAGGCGGAAGAGCCUCCAGAGAGAGAACUCGGGGACAGCUCAAGUGUUCAGUUUGGUCGCAGAACGUAGAAAGAAAUUUCAAGAGAUCAUCAAUCGGAACACCAGUGAGGCAAAUCAGGUGGUUCGACCCAAAACAUCAAUGAAAUGGUCAGCACCUGGUGCAACUCCACAGCUAACCACAGCCAUUCUAGAAGUCAAGGAAAGCAUACUCUCUUUGCUGAUUAAAUUGCAUCACAAACUGUCAGGAAGACAAAACUCUUACUAUCCUCCGUGGUUGGAUGAUGUGGAUGUUUUAAUCCACCCAGAAAUUCCAAGAUACUCUCAUGGUGAUGGAAUGACGGCAGUAGAAAGAAUUUUAUUGAAAGCUGCUGUACAGAGCAGGUUGAAUAAACGUAUAAUUGAAGAGAUAUGCAGAAAGGUGACACCUCCUGUACCACCAAAAAAGAUUAGUUCUGCAGAGAAGAAAACUUUGGAUAAAGAAGAAAGACGACAGAAGGCCAGAGAAAGACAACAGAAAUUGUUGGCUGAAUUUGCCUCAAGGCAGAAAAGCUUCAUGGAAACUGCCAUGGAUGUUGAAUCGCCAGAUGCUGAUAUUGCCAUGGAGGUAGCUACAUCAGAACAGCAUGUUUCUGAGGCAAUAUAUGAUUGUGUUAUUUGUGGACAAAGUGGUCCUUCUACUGAAGACAGACCUAUAGGAUUAGUUGUACUGUUACAAGCAUCCUCAG
This is a messenger RNA of Cariama cristata (Red-legged seriema), 3264 nucleotides long. It is a transcript of the gene UBR3, whose product is annotated as ubiquitin protein ligase E3 component n-recognin 3 (putative). The transcript is spliced from 25 exons. Gene Ontology annotation, biological process: protein ubiquitination; ubiquitin-dependent protein catabolic process via the N-end rule pathway. Gene Ontology annotation, molecular function: ubiquitin protein ligase activity. Gene Ontology annotation, cellular component: ubiquitin ligase complex; cytoplasm. The record is from RefSeq and is a predicted model, not a curated record. NCBI's taxonomy places the organism in Eukaryota, Metazoa, Chordata, Aves, Cariamiformes, Cariamidae. The annotation marks the transcript as partial.